Aspergillus fijiensis CBS 313.89 is the source of this 1074-nucleotide messenger RNA. RefSeq names its product zinc-binding alcohol dehydrogenase family protein. The coding region runs from base 1 to 1074 and encodes 357 amino acids. Gene Ontology annotation, molecular function: oxidoreductase activity, acting on NAD(P)H. The record is from RefSeq and is a predicted model, not a curated record. The transcript is spliced from 3 exons. NCBI's taxonomy places the organism in Eukaryota, Fungi, Ascomycota, Eurotiomycetes, Eurotiales, Aspergillaceae.
AUGAGCGAGUUACCGACUACCCAACAGGCACUGAAGAUAGCCGGUCCCGGCAGCAUCGAGCUGCAGACCAGCCAGCCCUUACCCCAGCUGGGCGCCGACGAGGUGCUGGUGCGGGUCGCCUGUGUCGGACUGAACCCUUACGACGCCAAAUCCGCCGACAUAUCGCCCAGCCCCGGCGCCACCGCCGGGCUGGAUUUUGCGGGCGAGAUCGUGGCCCUCGGCGAGGGGGUCACCUCCUCCGCUUUCUCGUCGUCGCGGCUGGCUUUGGGCACGCGCGUGUGCGGCUGCGUGUUCGGCAACAACGCGGGCCAGCACGACAACGGCGCCUUCGCCGAGUACGUGGCGGUGCCCGCGGCGCUGGUGCUCUGCAUCCCGGACUCGAUGAGCUUCCAGCAGGCGGCGACGCUAGGCUGCGGGCUGGCGACCACCGGAUUGGCGCUGUACCAGACCCUCGGCCUGCCGCUAACUCCGACGUACGUCCUGGUAUACGGCGGAGGGACCGCGACAGGGACGCUGGCCAUCCAAGUGCUACGCCGCUCCGGCUUCACUCCACUAACCACCAGCUCCCCGCACAACUUCCCGCGGCUGCAGCAACUCGGCGCGGCGGCGACCUUCGACUACCGGUCGCCGACCUGCGGGUCGGACCUGCGCGACCACACGGCCAACACGCUGGCCUUCGCGCUGGACUGCAUCAGCACGACGGAGUCGAUGCAGAUCUGCUACGAGGCGAUCGGCCGCGCGGGCGGCAAGUACGUCUCGCUGGACCCGUUCCCGCUGAGCCGGCACACGCGCCGCAGCGUGCGCCCGGAGUGGGUGUUCUUGUUCACGCAGUUCGGGCGCGAGAUCGUCGGCUGGGAGGCGCCGUACAACCUCCUGGCCAGGCCGGCCGACCGCGCCGCGGCGGAGCGGUGGUACGCGGAGAUGGAGGCGGUUCUGGCGGAGGGAGGGCUGGUCACGCACCCCGUGCAGGAGGAGUCCGGCGGGUUGCGCGGGGUGAUUGGCGGCAUUGAUGCGGUGCGCAGGGGUCAGGCCUCGGGGUUUAAGUUGGUUUAUCCUCUUUGGGGGUGUGCUUAG